This is a messenger RNA of Colletotrichum godetiae, 1631 nucleotides long. Its product is annotated as chaperonin 10-like protein. The transcript is spliced from 5 exons. Gene Ontology annotation, molecular function: oxidoreductase activity. Gene Ontology annotation, cellular component: mitochondrion. The record is from RefSeq and is a predicted model, not a curated record. NCBI's taxonomy places the organism in Eukaryota, Fungi, Ascomycota, Sordariomycetes, Glomerellales, Glomerellaceae. Bases 216 to 1298 code for a protein of 360 amino acids.
CAGAAACGUCUGCUAACAGAGACUCAUCUGUCCACCUCCUGCUCGGCUCAAUUAUUGCUCCGCUCAGCGUCAACGUCGUGGGCGGAUCUCCAAGCGGGAUUCGGGGUUCCCUCAACUACGCUCCUACGUUAGUGGUAAUAUAUCACCAGCAAAUCGACUUCAUUCUGGCCUGUCUUGUAGAAGAAUUACCAUUCUCUAUUCACUUGUGGUCAAAAAUGACCUCCUCAAUGCUAGCUGUCACGGCGCCAAGCUAUUGCGAACCGUCCGCAUAUGAGCUCUCCACAAUCCCUCAGCCAGUUGUGACGGAGCCUACUGAUGUAGUAUUCCGUGUCCACGCAGCGAGUAUCAAUCCCGUUGAUGUCAAGAAGGCAGCAGGAGUAUUCAAGCUUGCGUUAAAAGAGACAUUUCCGUACCAAAUCGGCUAUGAUUGCUCAGGGACCGUAACGGAAGUGGGCUUGGAUAUCAAAGGCAUCAAGGUUGGCGAUGAAGUUUACUCGCGGUUACCAGAAGCGAGCCGAGGAGCAUGGAGUGAAUACGCCAAAUGUUCCCAGAACUACGUCACUCUCAAACCCAAGAAUAUCUCUUUUGAUGAUGCCGCUUCACUGCCAUUGGCAGGCAUGACAGCCCUGCAAACUUUGAGACGGUACGAGGGAUCGUUAUCAGGCAAGACAGUCUUCAUACCAGCUGGCUUGAGUGGCACUGGCGCGUAUGCGUGUCAGAUCGCUAAGAACGUCUUUCAUGCCGGCAAAGUGAUCACCACUGUCUCAACAUCAAAGGUAGACAAAGUGCCAGAACUGCUUGGCAAAGACACUGUUGACCAAGUCAUCGACUACACCAAGGAAGACGUCACCAAGGUCAUUCCUCGAGGAUCCAUCGACUUCAUCCUAGACACAACUGGGGAUUCGAUGUCUUUCCUGCACCUCAUGACACCAUCCACGGGCCUGAUUGUCUCUAUCGCUACACAGCCCUCCGGCACUCAACUUCAACAAUCCAGUGUGAUGAAGAGACCAGAUAACCCACGUCUCCCAUGGUAUGGGCUCAUGGUCUUGAACCUGGCUGAUUCGUAUCGUAGGGCACGCGCAAGACGCUGGGGUGUCAAGUAUGAGUACCUGUUCCUUAACCCCAAUGCUAAGGACUUGGAAACCUUGACUCUUCACGCAGAACAGGGAGACAUCCUUCCCGUUGUUGGAUGUAAAGUCGACUUCAAAGAUAUCGACCGCGUGAGAGCAGCGUGUGCAACGGUGUAUAACGGGAAAGGAGGAAUUGGAAAGAUAGUGUUCAACAUGAUUGCGAAUUAGAUACUUUCAGCACAUGCUGUCAUUUGCAGCUUCUCGCACGAUAUGUAUUCGAGAUACCUCACAGCGGAUAGCAGGCAUUCUUAGUCAUGGUUCUUGAUAACCAGCCGAUAUCAAAGUGCUGUGAGAUGAAAUGUUAAAGCUCGACAGUUAGAGAACAAGAUGAAGCCGGCGACGUAAGCCUACAGCAUCAGGAGAAUGGUCUGGUCAACGAAUGAUGGCCAGGGACGGAAAUGGAUGAGCGAGUGGUCACACUUCAAAGUUGCGCUGUAUGGUUUGAGUCAGAGGUUGGCGGUAAUACCACUGAUGGGAUCAUAUAUUUCUUUAAACCUACCU